GGAGAACCAGGUUGCGCCGCUGGGCCAUCUUUGUAUGGAGGACCAGACCACUUCAAUGUGUUUCUAUGGCAACGACCCAAACAUUGAGUAAGAGCCCUUACUACAACACGCUCCCGGACCGGUACCAGUAUACUUUGUGAUGCCGACGACGAAACCGUCCCGAGGGAAGCGGGUGAAAGGCGGGAAAGGAAAGAAAGGAAGCAAACAGGAGUUCAAAGCGAGCACGGAUCAGGAUGUGAAGACGCCCAGGGUGGACUCCGUCACCUGGGAGCUGAGGUUGAGCAGCACCAACCAGGAUCUGUCCGCCUGCCAGAGAGCCCACUGUGAUCUGAUCCGAGUCAGCGAGUACCUGAGCCAUCAGCUGGACACCGUGGAGAGAGACACCACCGGUGCAAGGAGCUACUGGGAGAGAGAAGCUGCAGACAAGGAGAGGGAGAUUGGUACGCUGGAGGAAAAACUCAAAAAACAAGCAGAACUUGCACUUGAAGAGAAGAACAAACUGAGCCAGCGCACCCGGCUGAACCUCUCCUUAAUCACAGCAGGAGGGCGGUCCGACCCGGAGGAGGAGGACGUGAGCAGCAGAAAACAAUAA
Cololabis saira (Pacific saury) is the source of this 592-nucleotide messenger RNA. Its product is annotated as basal body-orientation factor 1-like. Bases 140 to 592 code for a protein of 150 amino acids. The transcript has 6 exons. Lineage: Eukaryota; Metazoa; Chordata; Actinopteri; Beloniformes; Belonidae. The record is from RefSeq and is a predicted model, not a curated record.